This is a messenger RNA of Colletotrichum tamarilloi, 1146 nucleotides long. RefSeq names its product thioredoxin reductase. Gene Ontology annotation, molecular function: thioredoxin-disulfide reductase (NADPH) activity. NCBI's taxonomy places the organism in Eukaryota, Fungi, Ascomycota, Sordariomycetes, Glomerellales, Glomerellaceae. Gene Ontology annotation, cellular component: cytoplasm; cytosol. The record is from RefSeq and is a predicted model, not a curated record. The annotation marks the transcript as partial. The transcript is spliced from 3 exons. Gene Ontology annotation, biological process: cell redox homeostasis; removal of superoxide radicals.
UGCGUGUUCCUGAACGCGCAUAUCACCGCCAAACUGUUCUCUUCAACCUUUAGACGAACAAUUCUUCGCUCAAGCGCCACUGGUCUAUCCUUUGCCGCAGCCACCACGUCCCUCAAGAAGAACUCUACGAACCCUGUUGAUUUAAAGUCAAGUGCCCGCAAAAUGCACAGCAAGGUUGUCAUCAUUGGCUCUGGGCCUGCUGCCCACACCGCCGCCGUCUACCUGGCGCGCGCCGAGCUGAAGCCCGUCCUUUACGAGGGCUUCAUGGCCAACGGCAUCGCCGCCGGCGGUCAGCUCACCACCACCACCGACGUCGAGAACUUCCCCGGUUUCCCCAAGGGCAUCAUGGGCGGCGAGCUCAUGGACAACAUGAAGGCCCAGUCCGAGCGCUUCGGCACCACAAUCAUCUCCGACACCGUCGCCAACCUCGACCUCUCCUCCCGCCCCUUCAAGUACUCGACCGAGUUCGAGCCCGAGACCACCCACACCGCCGACGCCGUCAUCCUCGCCACCGGCGCCUCCGCCAAGCGCCUGAACCUCCCCGGCGAGGAGAAGUACUGGCAAAACGGCGUCUCCGCCUGCGCCGUCUGCGACGGCGCCGUCCCCAUCUUCCGGGGCAAGCACCUCGUCGUCAUUGGCGGCGGCGACUCGGCCGCCGAGGAGGCCCUCUACCUCACAAAGUACGGCUCCCACGUCACCGUCCUCGUCCGCCGCGACGUCCUCCGCGCCUCGCAGAUCAUGGCCAAGCGCCUCAAGGGCCACGAGAAGGUGACGAUCCGCUGGAACUCGGCCGGCAAGGAGAUCAAGGGCGGCGACGACGGCCUCAUGAGCCACCUCGUCGUCAAGGACACCGUCACGGGCGAAGAGGAGACGCUCGAGGCCAACGGUCUCUUCUACGCCAUCGGCCACGAGCCCGCGACCUCGCUCGUCAAGGGACAGCUCGAGACCGACGAGGAGGGCUACGUCGUCACCAAGCCUGGCACGCCGCUGACCAACAUCGAGGGUGUCUUCGCCGCCGGUGACGUCCAGGACAAGAGAUACAGACAGGCCAUCACCAGUGCCGGUACCGGCUGCAUGGCUGCCAUGGACGCCGAGAAGUACCUCGCCGAGCUCGAGGACGGCGACCCCAAGGACCCUUCCAACUGA